This is a messenger RNA of Penicillium salamii, 1095 nucleotides long. NCBI's taxonomy places the organism in Eukaryota, Fungi, Ascomycota, Eurotiomycetes, Eurotiales, Aspergillaceae. The record is from the annotation of a GenBank genome assembly.
AUGUCUUCCUUCAACGUCGUUGUUUUCGGUGGUGACCACUGUGGUCCUGAGGUUACUGCCGAGGCUGUCAAGAUUCUCCGUGUCGUUGAGAAGGCGCGCGGUGUUACCUUCAACCUGCAGGACCACCUGCUUGGUGGCGCUUCCAUCGAUGCCACCGGUUCUCCCCUGACCGAUGAGGCCCUGAAUGCCGCCAAGAACGCCGAUGCUGUGCUUCUCGGUGCCAUCGGAGGACCUAAAUGGGGUACUGGCUCCGUCCGCCCCGAGCAGGGCAUCCUCAAGCUCCGCAAGGAGAUGGGCACAUUUGGCAACCUGCGUCCCUGCAACUUCGCUGCUCCCUCGCUGGUCGAGAGCUCCCCCCUCAAGGCCGACAUUUGCCGCGGUGUCGACUUCAACAUCAUCCGUGAGUUGACUGGUGGUAUCUACUUUGGUGAGCGCAAGGAGGACGAUGGCUCCGGAUACGCCAUGGACACUGAGCCCUACUCCCGUCACGAAAUUGAGCGCAUCAUUCGCCUCGCUGCCAACCUUGCUUUGCAGCACAACCCUCCCCUUCCUGUUUGGAGCUUGGACAAGGCCAAUGUCCUCGCUACCAGUCGUCUCUGGCGUAAGGUCGUCACUGAGGUUAUGGAGAAGGAGUACCCCCAGGUCUCCAUUGGUCACCACCUCAUUGACUCUGCCGCCAUGUUGAUGAUUAAGGAUCCCCGUAAGCUGAACGGUAUUGUUGUUACUAGCAACCUGUUCGGUGAUAUCAUUAGCGACGAGGCCAGUGUUAUUCCCGGUUCUCUGGGUCUGCUUCCCAGUGCCAGUCUGAGUGGUAUCCCCGAUGGCAAGAGCCGUGUUAACGGUAUCUACGAGCCUAUUCAUGGAUCUGCCCCCGAUAUCUCCGGCAAGGGCAUCGUCAACCCCGUCGCUGCUAUCCUCUCUAUCGCUAUGAUGAUGCAGUACUCUUUCAACAUGAUCGAUGUCGCUCGCGUGAUCGAGACUGCCGUGAGCAACGUCAUCGAGGCCGGUGUCCGCACUGGCGACAUUGGCGGCUCAGCCAAGACCACCGAGGUCGGUGAUGCCGUUGCCGCCGAGCUUGAGAAGCUGCUCAAGUAA